Didymodactylos carnosus is the source of this 899-nucleotide messenger RNA. The record is from the annotation of a GenBank genome assembly. Lineage: Eukaryota; Metazoa; Rotifera; Eurotatoria; Philodinida; Philodinidae.
AUGAAAGUGAACAAUACACUCAAUCAACUUAAUCUUGGAUUCAACCAAAUAUCUGAUACAGUAGCCGAAGCACUGGCUGAAUCAUUGAAAGUGAACAACACUCUUACUCAGCCUAUACUUGCUCAGAACAAAACAUCUGAAAUAGAAGCGGAAGCACUGGCUGAAUCAUUAAAAGUGAACAACACUGUCAUGCAACACGAUGUUCGAUUCAAUCAUAUAUCUACUAUAGGAGCCGAAGCACUGGCUGAAUUAAUGAAAGCGAACAACACACUCAAUCCACUUAAUAUUGGAUUCAACCAAUUGUCUGAUGCAGGAGCCGAAGCACUGGCUGAAUCAAUCAAACGUCCAUCACAAUUCAUUAUGGCAAGUAAAAUCGUUCAAACACUGCUUGCUAAAAAGUUAAAAGAAGCACCCAAAUUUGAAGGAAAAUUUGAAGAAAAUGUGUUGAAAUGGUUGAAAAGUGUUGGAAAUGCAUUUAAACUGGCGACACUAGACGAUUCAACAAAGUUAGCACUGAUAGCAAAUUAUUUAGGUGGCGAAGCGUCUGAAUGGUAUCUCAGCAAUAUGGAUAAUUUGGACACAUGGAGCAAAUUUUGCAUCGAAAUAGCUAAAACAUAUUCAUCACCAGCAGCGAAACAAUUGGCAGCACGACAACUGCAAAGUCCCAGACAAGGGUUACAGGAAUCAGUGAUGCAUUAUUAUAAUGACAUUCUUCAGUUAUGUGAAACAAUGGACAGUCAAAUGACAGAUCAAUCCAAAUUAAUUUAUUUAUUACAAGGAUUAAAGUUAUCAUUACACAAAGAGGCAGCACGUCAAGAACCGAAAACACCACUGGAAUUUAUUCAAGUUGCACAAAAAAGAAGAACGUUUAGACCAGUCGUAUACACAAGCUAUGCAGU